Durusdinium trenchii is the source of this 300-nucleotide messenger RNA. The record is from the annotation of a GenBank genome assembly. Lineage: Eukaryota; Dinophyceae; Suessiales; Symbiodiniaceae.
AUGCAAGUGGCUGCCUUACUGGCCUUUGCCUGCUGGCUACUGCCCUACAGCUACUACCCCAGCGUUCGCAGCUUGCAGGCGACCGAGAGCUUCACCGCGCGGCUGCUGGCGCCCGGCUUGGCAUUUGCCGCUGGAACCUCCACACUGCUUUUGCCUGGGCGCCAGCGCUUCAAUCCGAGCACAUGGACCUGUGGCGCCAUCUACUUCGCAGUUUGUUUCACUGCCAUCUUGGUGGGGCUCGAGCUGGACGGGCGCGUCGGCCAGUGGUCACUGACGCCUGGCCCAGUGGCCUGGAGAUAG